AAAAGACAGAAAAAAAUAAUCCUGUCAUCAGAGCUUAGAAAAUCAGGAAGCACAGAAUGCCACACCUGUCACCAAUAAAGUCAAUAACGAUGAUCAAAAAAAUAAAACAACAGGCGCUUUGCUUUGGUUUGGCUUAGAUCUAAAAUAAUAAAAUUUUGACAUUCGCUUAUCACUCUUCCCUCUGUUUCUCACUAUUUUAACGCAACAACAACGACGUUCAUGACGCCUUCAUCGUUCCACGAUCUCUUUCUCUCUGUAAGUAAACAAUUCCUUCAAACUUAAUUCCUAUCAAUCUCUCUCUCUCUCUCUCUCUCUUCAUGUUGUAAAAAGGUUAUGUAGAGUGAAGAUUGAGAUUUUAGAUCGAUAACUCUUAAAUGCAGCUUCGAAUCUGCAGAUUUUGAGUUGCAUUUUAGGUUUAGAAUUGAAGAAUUAAUCCUUGUUGUUGUUGCCUUUGUAAAUUGGAUUAACCAUGGUGUUUUGGGAAGGUUAUGUGAGUGAUGAAGUAAUGGGGAUUUUUGCCCCUAUUGUAAUUUAUUGGUUGUACGCGGGCUUUUACCAGCUAUUGCCACCGUUGGAUGAAUAUAGAUUGCACACUAGAAAAGAGGAGGAAGAGAAGAAUUUGGUUCCGCUGUCGAAGGUGAUUAAGGGUGUGUUGCUUCAACAACUAGUCCAGGCUGUUGUUGCUCAUGCACUCUUUUUGUUGACUUCAUCAGCUGAUGAAUCUGGAACCACAAUCCAGCCCUCUAUCCCUAUCCAAAUCAUGCAAAUCAUUAUUGGAAUGAUUGUCAUGGACACAUGGCAGUACUUUGCGCACCGUUACAUGCAUCAGAACAAAUUCUUAUACCGCCAUAUCCACUCCCAGCAUCACAGGCUAGUUGUAACUUAUGCAAUUGGGGCCCUUUAUAAUCACCCUCUUGAGGGUCUCUUGCUUGACACAGUGGGUGGUGCCAUUGCAUUCCUCGUCUCAGGAAUGACUGCACGGACAUCAGUCAUUUUCUUCUGCUUUGCUGUAGUUAAAACAGUUGAUGAUCAUUGUGGACUCUGGUUGCCUGGCAAUAUCUUCCAUAUCUUUUUCCAGAACAACACUGCUUAUCAUGACAUCCACCAUCAACUCCCAGGCACAAAGUACAAUUAUUCCCAGCCAUUCUUCUCCAUAUGGGAUAAACUUCUAGGGACUUACAUGCCAUACACUCUUGUAAACCGACCUGAAGGUGGUUUGGAGGCAAGACUGGUUAAGGACUAGUUACAGUUUGACACUUACCCUGUAUUAUUUCAAGCUUUCACUUAACAAAGGAAUAUUUUUUGGCUGGGUUUUGCCCUUCGAGGAAAACACGAAUUAGAAUUGUUUGUUUGACCUUGUAAGCUAGAAGCAAGUCCAUUGGGUGUUCCUUCUUUUCCUAGUCCUGUGAUGGUAUAUUUGUAUGUUUGAUAUUCUGGGUUAUCCCUGUAUGUAGCAUAUCUGUCUUUUAUUGUUUUCCA
Messenger RNA from Populus nigra (black poplar), 1479 nucleotides. Its product is annotated as very-long-chain aldehyde decarbonylase GL1-9-like. Gene Ontology annotation, biological process: lipid biosynthetic process. NCBI's taxonomy places the organism in Eukaryota, Viridiplantae, Streptophyta, Magnoliopsida, Malpighiales, Salicaceae. The transcript is spliced from 3 exons. The record is from RefSeq and is a predicted model, not a curated record. Gene Ontology annotation, molecular function: iron ion binding; oxidoreductase activity. The coding region runs from base 470 to 1243 and encodes 257 amino acids.